AUGGCAGAUCCCCAGGUCAUUUCGGACGAUAGCUCUGAAGAAGCGGAGGAAGAUGAGGAAGAGGCGAGAAGAAUCAGGGAAGGCUUUAUUGUGGACGAAGAUGAGGACGAGGAGGAAGACGAUGACGAGGCAAGGCAUCGACGAAGGAAGCGGCGUAAGAGGAGACAUCGGAGGCGCGACGAGGAGGCCUUGGAAGAAGAUGACCUUGAGCUGCUAGAGGAAAACACAGGCACUUCAUUCAGGAAUCGACUGACUCGCUUACGACGCGGGCCAGAAGGUGGUUCUCCACCCGCUCCAUCGACCUCUAAGCGCAAACCAGUUGUGGAAUCGUCAGAAGAUGACUUAGAUGAUGAGGACCUGCCGCAAGUCCAGGAUAUUCAGCGGAUUUGGGAUGAUGAGCGCGCUGGAGGUGGACGUGAUGAUGAGGAAGACAUGGACGAUUUCAUCGACUACGAAGAUGAAGACGAAGGUGCUGGUGCUAUGGAUGAGCAGGAACGUGAGGAAAGACGAAGAGAGAGGAAAAAGCGAGAGAGGGAGAGGCGGCAAGCUAUUGGCUCUCGUCCUGAGCUAGCUGGCAUCGACGAUAUGGCAUGGGACGAAAUACAUGGUGUCUUCGGAGACGGCCAUGACUAUGAUUGGGCAUUGGUGGGUGACGAUGAAAUGGAUUUCGAGGAAGAGCGUCUCAAGCCGGAGAUGAGAUAUCAAGACGUAUUCGAACCGUCAGAGAUCCGUGCGCGUAUGUUGACUGAGGAUGAUGAUCUGAUUCGGGCGCAAGAUAUACCAGAGCGCAUGCAAUUAGCAACUUCGUCACUUUCUCAAUCAUCGACGCUAUCCCUUCACCAGAACCUUACUGAAGCUGAUUUGGACGAUGCAGCAAUGUGGGUUACCGUCCGACUAUCCCCUCGAAAAACAAGAGAUUUCUUUAGUCCGGAAGGCCCGUACAACAUGUAUCGCGAGCCUUUGGUCAUGGCCGUGACAUAUGCUCUUCGCUUUCUUUUCGUCCAGGAGUUCGAAGUCCCGUAUAUUUGGACUCACAAACGGGACUACAUCUCGUAUUUCAACCCUCAAGAAAUGCGCACUCGGGUUCAGCUUAUCAGCCUCGCCGAACUCUGGCGCAUAUAUGCACUUGGCCAAAAGUAUCGGUCUCUAGCUCAAAGGAGGAACGCCCUAGCCUUGUCAUAUGCGCGCCUGAAUGUCGAGGACGAGUAUUUUGAGCAGACAAUUAGGCCAAAAAUUGACAGUGUGGAGGUUGUCACUGAUGCAACCGAAUGGUUGACCAUGAGGUAUAAACUCAAGAAGCAGGAUGCCUUUGACUUCCAGUUCCACGACGACGACGAUCAAGCGGAAACCAGAAAGCGAAAGACUCCCAGCCGCAUAUCUGCGUACGAGGUAGCCAAGAAGAGUAUAGUUUCUAAACUUGCUGAUGGCUUCGGUAUUAAACCACACGAGGUGGUUUACAACUUCGUUGCACAAGAGAACGCGCAUUUUGUCGAUGAUCAGGAGCUGAAUCCCGUUGCAUUUGCGGAGCAGUUUACGGAUCCGGAUGCCGUUGUGGCACAACCCGCUGAAGAGGUACUGCGUCGUGCUCGGAUGAUUCUUGCAACAGAACUUGGCAAAGAUCCUUUGUUGCGUCAAGCAAUGCGUGAUCUUUUCAAGACUGAUGCUUUGAUCUCUGUAUUGCCGACAGAGAGGGGAAUGACUAAAAUCGAUGAGCACCAUCCAUACUUUAAUUUCAAGUACCUUCAUCACAAGAGUAUUACGCAGAUGAUGGACACACCACAGUUUCUUCAUAUCCUUGCGGCAGAAGCUGAGCUCUUGGUCACCGUAUCAACAUUCCUUACCAACGAGGCAAAGUCGAAGUUCGAGCGUAGACUCAACGAUGCAUUCGCAUCUGACAGUUAUAGUGAUACUGCCAGAGCUUGGAAUGAAGAGCGGUCACGUGUCGUCCAAGAGGCCCUUGAACAACACCUUAUACCUGUGGGUGUUAAGUGGGCGCGGGAAUGGCUUCGAGAGGAAGUAGAAGACACACUCGCAGCCCACUGUGGCAACGUUUUGAGAGAGCGCAUUGACGUGGCUCCAUAUAUCACUCCUGAAAUGAAACCUGGUGACACUGCGUCUGUACUUGCCGUGUCUUGGGGCAAGGGUGACCCUCAAAAGGAUGCCAUCACCUUGGUUUUUCUAGACGAGGCAGGGAGACUACGCGAGCAUACCAAAAUUGACAAUCUUGUUGAUCGUGAUUACCUGGACGAGUUCACAGAUCUUUUGAAGCGAAGACGUCCUGACGUUAUCGUCAUGGGUGGCUUGAGCAUGGCUACGACCAAGCUGUCAUCGAAGGUUAGGGCUCUUAUUAAAGGAGAGCCAUCAAAUUCGGAUUCAACAGCAAAUGGUGCGGAUGGCUGGGGAGUUUCAGAGGCCCCAAAGGAAGCAAAUGAACAGGCGUUCAACAUCCCUGUGAUGUACGUCCGUGACGAAGUUGCUCGUAUGUACCAACACAGCAAACGAGCCGCGGAGGAAUUCAGUGCACUGUCGCCUGUUGCCAAAUAUUGUGUUGGACUUGCUCGGUAUGUUCAGAGUCCGUUGAACGAGUACUCCGCGCUUGGGCACGACAUUACUGCCAUUCCCCUUGAGGAUGAAGAUCAGCACCUGAUUCCCAAGGAGAAGUUACUCUCAGCUCUGGAGCGAACUCUGGUUGACGUCACGAAUAAAGUUGGAGUUGAUAUCAACCGCGCUGUCAACGACUCCUACUAUCAGCAUUUAUUGCCUUUCGUCUGCGGACUCGGCCCACGAAAAGCCCAGGUUCUAGUCAAGAAGAUUUCCGCCAUGGGUGGAAAUCUGAUAAAUCGUGACCAAUUCAUCAAGUCGUCAUUAAUCGACACUGCCGACGAUGACGUUCAAGAUCCCCUUGAUGAUACUCGUAUCCACCCCGAGGAUUAUGAAUUGGCCCGCAAAAUGGCAACUGAUGCCCUGGAGUUAGAUGAAGAAGACAUUCACGAUGAACAUCCUUCUCAUGUUGUCUCAGUCAUCAUGCAGGAUGUUGACAACGAAAAGAAGUUGAACGAACUUAACCUCGACGAGUUUGCCGUCAGUAUGUAUGAGGCGAAUGAAGACCGUAAACGUCAUACAUUGAAUGUCAUUCGGGAGGAGCUGCUGAAACCGUUCUCCGAACAAAGGGCUCCUUUUCCCUCUCUAGGGCCAUGGGAUGUUCUCACGAUGCUCAGUGGAGAGACUCCUCGAACGCUCCGUAUGGGUCUUAUUGUUUCGAUUAUGGUGGUCCGCCUUGAGCAAACUCUCGUCCAUAUUCGCUUGGAUUCCGGUAUCGAGGGCGUCAUUGAUAUCGGGUACCUUACUGAAGAAGGCAACAUGGCCCCCAAGGAUGUCGUUAAGAAAGGACAAACUAUACCAGGUGUCAUCGUCGAUGUCAAGCUGGAUUUACCUGCAGACCAGUUCUUUGUUAAAGUGUCCGUUCGUCAGUCUGAUCUUCGUGCGGGUGAUGGCCUUUUCCGAUCUGUCAAACGCGACGAUCAAUGGAACCUCCCACAGUUUGAACGGGAUUCGGAGAUGCAGGCUCGUAAAAAACGCGCAGAGAUUGAUCGGACGAGGAGAGUAGUCAAACAUCCCAAUUUCCAUAACUUCAAUGCCACCCAGGCUGAGAACUACCUUGACAAGCAACAGCGUGGCGAUGUUGUAAUUCGCCCAUCUUCCAAAGGCGUUGAUCACCUCGCUGUAACUUGGAAGGUUGACGACAAGCUUUAUCAGCAUAUCGACGUUACCGAAAUUAAUACAGGCCAAGGAGGGAAUUUACUCAUCGUCGACGAAAAGCAUCAAUAUGCUGAUCUAGAUGAAUUGAUUGUUAAUCACGUUCAGGCAACCGCCCGUAAAGUGGAGGAGUUGAUGGCCCACGAAAAAUUCAAGCACGGCUCUGAAGAUGAACUUCAUCUGUUUUUGAAAAACUUCGUUGCGGCCAAUCCUGCAAAGAGUAUAUAUGGCUUCACCUUGAACCGGAGAAAGCCUGGCCAUUUCAACUUGUGCUUUCUUGCUAACAAGAACUCUACCGUUCAGACAUGGCCUGUCCGAGUUAUGCCCGAAUCCUAUUGUCUCUUUGAUGCCGCAGUAGCUGGUGUUCCUGAGCUUUGCGAUGCCUUCAAAGUCCGGUGA
This is a messenger RNA of Suillus fuscotomentosus, 4155 nucleotides long. RefSeq names its product SH2 domain-containing protein. Gene Ontology annotation, biological process: nucleosome organization; transcription elongation-coupled chromatin remodeling; positive regulation of transcription elongation by RNA polymerase II. Gene Ontology annotation, molecular function: DNA binding; histone binding; nucleosome binding. The coding region runs from base 1 to 4155 and encodes 1384 amino acids. Lineage: Eukaryota; Fungi; Basidiomycota; Agaricomycetes; Boletales; Suillaceae. The transcript is spliced from 13 exons. The record is from RefSeq and is a predicted model, not a curated record. Gene Ontology annotation, cellular component: transcription elongation factor complex.